This is a messenger RNA of Frieseomelitta varia, 1405 nucleotides long. Its product is annotated as type 1 phosphatidylinositol 4,5-bisphosphate 4-phosphatase. The transcript has 6 exons. Gene Ontology annotation, cellular component: phagocytic vesicle membrane; plasma membrane; lysosomal membrane. Gene Ontology annotation, molecular function: phosphatidylinositol-4,5-bisphosphate 4-phosphatase activity. NCBI's taxonomy places the organism in Eukaryota, Metazoa, Arthropoda, Insecta, Hymenoptera, Apidae. Bases 152 to 910 code for a protein of 252 amino acids. The record is from RefSeq and is a predicted model, not a curated record. Gene Ontology annotation, biological process: phosphatidylinositol dephosphorylation.
GCAUAUAGUUUCUAUUCUAUAAACAGAUAGAACUACGGAGGGUGUUAGAAAAAUUUUUAUUUUGUCAUCCUUGUCAUCGAAGCACCGGGAGGACUGUCAAACAAUACUUGAAUUAAAUUGUUGUCAUUAAGGGGUAAAUUAAUAGAGCGACAUGGGGAACGGGAAGAAGGGCGAACAAGAACCGUUAUUAAAAAAGGAAAAGGAAAUUUACGAUUCUCCAUUGAGUCUCGUUGACGAAGUGGAAUCAACUGUCAGUACAGUAUCUGCAAUAGGUCCUGAUGAACUGCCACCUUCGUACGAAUCAAAUAGUCAGUAUGGCAUGCAUAUGGUUACAUGCAGGGUUUGUCAGGCUAUGAUAGAUAUUUCUGGUAAAAGAGAUCAACAUGUUGUUAAAUGCUGUCAGUGUAAUGAAGCUACACCCAUACGAAACGCACCACCUGGAAAGAAAUAUGUACGUUGCCCAUGUAAUUGUUUGUUAAUAUGUAAGAGUUCUUCACAACGCAUCGCUUGUCCAAGGCCAAACUGUAAACGUAUUAUUAAUCUUGCUCCAAGUCCAAUCACACCACCUGUUCUAUCUAUGCCUGGAAUGUGUAGGGUAUGUUGUGCUCACUGUCAUGACACAUUUUUGUUCAAUACCUUAAAUAAUGCUUUGGCUCGAUGUCCACAUUGCCGAAAAAUAUCCUCUGUCGGUCCAGAUUUUGCUAGAGGUCGAGGUAUUGCAUUCUCUAUUGUUGGAUUAAUAGCCUUAGUAAUUGCAAUAGCAGUGACUGUUGGUACACAUACAUAUGCAAAAUCUAGUGGUGGAAUUUACAUAGCUUAUGUUGGUGCAUUCCUUUUGGCAAUAUUGGGCUUUGGACGCAGCAUUUAUUACUGUACAAUGAAAAUUAGUAUGAUAGAAGGUCCUAUGUAAUACUCUAAACGACAAUCAAUUGCUAAUAUUUUAAAACCAAUUCCUCUAACAUCUAUGUCGUAUAAUAAUAUAUUUAGAUCAAAUGUUUAUAGUAAUAAAAUGACAUAUAAGUCCACUUAGGAGGAUAUUUGGUAGAUGUGUACAUUCUUACAUAUGCAUAUGUAAAUUUAUUUGCUAGUAAUAUGCAAUAUUCUUACAUAUAUGUAUGAAGAUGUACGUGUUAUGGACAAAGAGGAUGUGUAACUAUAAUAUAUGACACUUUCUCACAUAAGUUAAUAUAUUGAGAGGUAUUAGAGGAAGAUGGGGUUCUAUUUCAAAAACAAAGGAUUGUUCCUCUGCACUUUUAUAUGUACAAGCACAGGACCAAGACAGCAACCCCAUUAUAUUGUUUUCAUAUUUGAACGAAAAUAUACUAUAUAUGCUUUCUACAUCUACAGUAAAUAAACAAAUGCACAUAGAUAUAUAUGCAAAUAAAACAUUCUUGCAUGAAUAUUA